Messenger RNA from Penicillium argentinense, 480 nucleotides. RefSeq lists its product as uncharacterized. The transcript has a single exon. NCBI's taxonomy places the organism in Eukaryota, Fungi, Ascomycota, Eurotiomycetes, Eurotiales, Aspergillaceae. Bases 1 to 480 code for a protein of 159 amino acids. The record is from RefSeq and is a predicted model, not a curated record.
AUGCAUGGCAGUCUGAGCCUUCAGGUCACAUUGGCCUCCCAAAUGACAACUCUCCAAGCUUCUCCUGCCCUUGCGGUUCCCAUCACCAUCUCUGUCCAUAAUCCCGCGGACGCACCGAUGACACUACUCCGGUGGAAUAGUCCUUUGGAUUUGAGCGCCGGCUUGCUAGGAGUCUUUGAGGUCUGUGACACCGGUACUGGCCAGGCUGUGCCCGUCGACACCAUCAAGAUUUCACGGAAGCUGCCGGCUUCCUUGGAGGAUUUGGUGGAAAUCCCCGCGGGCCAAACUGUGAACCAGACAGUAAAUUUACCCGAGAUUCAACUCGAGGAAGGGCAUGAAUACUCCAUCCGCGCGCAGGGCAUAUGGCAUGCUGUGUGGGAUAUGCCAUUGGCAGAUGUGACUGCAUCCCAAUUGAACGAUUUAACGGGAUCAACACGUGGGCAGUUCCAAUCCAAUAUUGCCGUUGUCAAAGUCGAGUAA